AUGGUCGAAUGGACAGAUGCUCAAAUCCGUAUGCUUAUUGAUGAGCGUAGAAAUAGAAAUGACGAAUAUCAUAAUCUUGGAAGUAAUCGGAUUGGAUUUUGGAAUAGCAUUGCAACCAGGAUUAAUCAAGUGCAUAGAACAAGCUUUAAUGGGUAUCAAUGCAAAGAAAAAUUUAUGAAUCUUGUUCGGGAUUACAACAGCACGAAGAAGGCGAACGGGGCACAAUAUUUUGAUGAAUUCCACACGCAUUUUUGGGAGAGGCCUAAGGAUGAUUUUGAUAGACUUCGUAAUAUAAAAAGUUUAAACCGUAGGCAACGUAGAAUUGGGAGGAAUAAUACACCCGCACCAUCUACUGGGGAAAUUGAACAGGAAUUAGGUCAAACAUCAUCAGAUAAUCGAAGAAGCCGAAGAAGUCGGAGAAGAUCAGCCUCCCCGUCUCACAAUUCACCUUCAACGCGUGUGGGUGGUGAUGUUAAUACAAACAACACCAAUGCUGGGAAUACGGUCGAUACUAGUGUGGGAGGUACGAAUGAUGCCGGUAGUGUAGAUACGAUCAAUCCCAAUGUGGGAAAUACUAAUCCACCCUCUCAUAUUGAUACAAGCAGUUAA
Molecule: messenger RNA, 609 nt
Organism: Acaulospora morrowiae
Lineage: Eukaryota; Fungi; Glomeromycota; Glomeromycetes; Diversisporales; Acaulosporaceae
Source: the annotation of a GenBank genome assembly